AUGACGAUGGCGGAAAAUGAAACUCAACUUUCAAAUACAAGCAAAAGUUCUCCAAGUAAGACAGAAUUGGCGAGUAGUGGCGAUGUCUACAUGAUGCAUGAACGUCUUGUCGCCUAUGCACACAUUAUUGCUGGAGACCCAGCGUACAUACAGGACGAGCGGUGUGGCGUGUGGCACGAGCACUCGUACGCGCGCGCGCGUGACUCGUCCGGCUGUGCGCUGGACGCGCGCGAACUGCUGGCCGCCGCGCCGCCCUCUCCCCCCUCCGCCGCCGACGACGACAUCGACGUGGAGCACGUGCCGCGCGACCGCGCCGCCGCGCUGCUCGCCGACCUACCCGGCCAAGAACACGACGUCGACGAUGACGACGACGACGACGACGAGGAGCAGGAGGACGAGUGGGAGGAGCGCGUGACUAUGCAGGCCCCGAGCGGCGCGCACGCGCGGCUGGCGGGCGUGGCCGUGGAGGCGGUGCGGCAGCUACGGCUGGCGCGGCUGGCGGGCGCGGGGGCGGCGGGGGCUGCGGGGGCGGUGGGCGUGGCGCUGCGGCGCGAGCAGGCGCGCGCGGGGGCGCGGCGGCUGCGCGCUGCGCUGGCGGCGAGCUGCGCGGGGCGCGCGGGGGUGGCGGGGGGAGCGCGCGCCGCCGCCUGGCUGCACGGCGCGCUGAGCGCCGCGCUGCCGCGCCGCCAGCGCGCGCUGUACGUCGAGCUGCUGGCGGAGCUGCGCCGCGCCGCACCGCGCCUCGCUGAGCGCUUCACGCCACACCUGCCGCCGGUCCCGCCCGACCCAUUAGACCCCACCUAUGACGCGUGUGCCGCUGGUGGCGCUGCCGGCGCCGGCGAGGCGCUGCUGGUGUGGGUGUCGCUGGGCGGCGCGGCCGACGCGCGCUGGCUGCGGCGCCUGCGCACGCUGCUCGACGUGCGCGAGCUGCGCGCCCCCCGCCCCUCCCCCACCUGCCCCGCCGCCCCCGCCUCCCCCACCGCCCCCACCGCUCCCACCGCCCCGCCAGACCGCUGGUGCGCCGCCGUCGCCACGGCCGCGCGAGAUCAACUGAACGACAUCCUCGCACACGUACAGUCCCGGUUCGUGGUGUUGGGGGGCGUGGGUGCGAGUGCGGCGCUGUGCGCGUGGCUGGCGGCGGGCGCGGGCGGGGGUGCGGGCGGGGCGGGGAGGGUGCAAGCCUUGUUGCUGCUGGCGCCGCCACUGCUGACGGCAGAGGGUGCGCGAGAUGAUCCCGACGACAUACUACACGAGGUGCGCGUGCCGGUGCUGGUGGUGGCGGGCGGCGGCGGCGCGGCGUGCGGCGCGGGCGCGGCGCGCGAGCUGGUGGCGCGGCUGCGGGCGGGCGGCGGGGCGGCGGGCGGGGCGGGCGGGGCGGGCGGCGCGGGCGGGGCGGGCGGCGCGCGGCUGCUGGCGCUGGGCGGCGCGGACGACGCGCUGCGCCUGCCGCCCGCGCUGCGCCGCCGCCUGCGCCUGCCGCAGCACGCGCUCGACGCCGCGCUCGCGGACGAGUGUGCGCGCUGGGUGCGUGAGGUGGCGCGAGACGAGCGACUCGAGCGAGACGAGCGCAGCGAGAAACAAGAACGCACAGACAAACACACCGCCCACAGCACAGAAAUGGAAGUGGAGGAGGACGAAUAUGCACAUCUGUCUGUGACCACGCCGCGAGCUGCAGGGGCGCGCGUGGUGUCGCGCGUGUCGGGCGGCACGCCGCUGGCGCUGCUGCCACCUCGUCGCGACCUCCCGCAGUCUUCGCAGCCGUCGCAGCCGCCGCAGCCGCUGGACGUCGCGGACAUCCUGCAAUUGCCCAUCGUGUUCGCAGACGACGAGCCGCCCCCGCUUGUUCCGUCAGUACAGUCGAGCGGGCGCGGGCGCGGGGGCGGGCGCGGGGGCGGCGGCGCGGCGCGGGGGCGCGGCGCGCGCGGCCGCCUCACGCGCGUCAUCGUGGCGCGCCGCGCGCCCGCGCCCACGCCCGCCCCCGCCCCCACACUAGCAACGCGUGACGCCACCCUAGAGUGCAACAACCGUACUACGUGGAACUAA
This is a messenger RNA of Parnassius mnemosyne (clouded apollo), 2043 nucleotides long. The record is from the annotation of a GenBank genome assembly. NCBI's taxonomy places the organism in Eukaryota, Metazoa, Arthropoda, Insecta, Lepidoptera, Papilionidae.